Homo sapiens (human) is the source of this 5632-nucleotide messenger RNA. It is a transcript of the gene URB2, whose product is annotated as URB2 ribosome biogenesis homolog. Lineage: Eukaryota; Metazoa; Chordata; Mammalia; Primates; Hominidae. Bases 155 to 4729 code for a protein of 1524 amino acids. The transcript is spliced from 10 exons. Gene Ontology annotation, cellular component: nucleolus. The record is from RefSeq and is marked validated.
GUACAGCGGCCUCCGCCGCACCGGGACAGCAGCCGCCGCCGCUGCCGCCGUCCUCCCCUGUCUACCCGGAGCUGUCUCGAGCUGAGCCCCCUACCGGGCCGGAUCCCGAGUAUUUUUUUUCCCAUUGUUUUUAAAUUUUAGAUAAAGCCUAGCCAUGGCUGCUGUUUAUUCUGGCAUUUCCCUUAAGCUUAAAAGCAAGACAACUUCCUGGGAAGAUAAACUAAAACUAGCUCACUUUGCUUGGAUUUCUCACCAGUGCUUUCUUCCAAAUAAAGAACAAGUGUUACUUGAUUGGGCAAGACAAUCAUUGGUUGCAUUUUAUAAGAAAAAGCUUGAACUGAAGGAAGAUAUUGUUGAAAGGCUUUGGAUCUAUAUAGAUAACAUUUUACAUAGCAGAAAAUUGCAGAAUCUCCUCAAGAAUGGAAAGACCAUUAAUCUUCAGAUUUCCCUAGUCAAGAUCAUCAAUGAGAGAGUAGCUGAGUUCUCUCUUUCGGGAUCCCAAAGAAACAUCUGUGCUGUCCUUCGAUGUUGCCAGGGCAUCCUGUCGACACCUGCCCUGGCUGUCAUCUACACGGCCAAACAGGAGCUGAUGGUGGCCUUGCUGAGCCAGCUUUGCUGGUCGGCCUGCAGGCAGCCCGAAGGAGCUGUGGUAGCCCAGUUGUUUGAGGUCAUUCACCUGGCCCUUGGCCAUUAUCUCUUGAUCCUGCAGCAGCAGGUCAACCCAAGACGUGCCUUUGGGGAUGUGACUGCUCACCUGCUCCAGCCGUGCCUGGUCCUGAGGCACUUACUCUCUGGGGGCACAUGGACGCAGGCUGGCCAGGGCCAGCUGAGGCAGGUGCUGAGCCGGGACAUCAGGAGUCAGAUUGAGGCCAUGUUCCGAGGAGGGAUUUUUCAGCCUGAGCUACUGUCAUCCUACAAGGAGGGGCUCUUGGACCAGCAGCAAGGGGAUGUGAAGACGGGAGCCAUGAAGAACCUUCUGGCUCCCAUGGACACCGUGCUUAACAGGCUGGUUGAUGCUGGCUACUGUGCAGCAUCCCUUCAUACCUCUGUUGUGGCCAACUCAGUGGCCUUGCUGUAUAAGCUCUUUCUAGAUUCUUACUUUAAGGAGGGAAACCAGCUUCUCUGCUUCCAGGUUCUCCCCAGGUUGUUUGGCUGCUUGAAGAUUUCACACCUGCAGGAGGAGCAGAGCAAAGCCCUGUCCACAUCAGAUUGGACCACAGAGCUUUUGGUUGUGGAACAGCUACUAAACUCAGUGGCCAACAACAAUAUCUACAACAUCGCUGCCGACAGAAUUCGGCACGAAGAGGCUCAGUUCCGCUUUUACCGCCACGUGGCUGAGCUGCUGAUAAACCAUGCACAAGCACCCAUACCGGCCUGGUUCCGCUGUCUGAAGACUUUGAUAUCUCUGAAUCAUUUGAUUUUGGAGCCAGACCUGGAUGACCUGCUGGCUUCAGCGUGGAUCGAUGCCGAGGUAACAGAGUUUCGAACCAAAAAAGCCCAGGAGGCGCUUAUUCGUACUGUCUUCCAGACUUAUGCCAAACUCCGACAAGUGCCACGGUUGUUUGAAGAGGUUUUGGGGGUGAUCUGUCGUCCAGCUGCUGAGGCACUGAGGCAGCCUGUGCUGGCCUCGGGCCCCUCCACGGUACUCUCUGCAUGCCUCCUGGAGCUGCCUCCAAGUCAGAUCCUGGACACGUGGUCCCUUGUGCUGGAGAAGUUCCAGUCUUUAGUCUUGCCCUAUUUGCAGAGUGAUGCCGACAUGGCCCUGAAAUCACUGUCACUGAGCUUGCUGCUGCACUGCAUCAUGUUCAACAUGAGGAGCCUGGACAGCAGCACGCCUCUGCCCAUUGUCAGACGGACACAGUGCAUGAUGGAGAGGAUGAUGAGGGAGCUCGUGCAGCCCCUGCUGGCCCUUCUCCCGGACACCCCAGGCCCAGAGCCAGAGCUGUGGCUGCAGAAGGUCAGUGACUCUGUGCUCCUGCUCUCUUACACUUGGGCCCAGGUGGACGCUAUGUUCAGUUUGAACUGUAGCCAGUAUCACUCUAUGUCUGGGCCCCUUAUAGGUGUUGCUCUGGAGAUCUCGAACCUCCCUUCGUUGCUCCCAGGUGUAAAAACACAGCAUUGGAAGAAGAUAGAGAAGUUUACAGCUCAGUUCAGCUCUCUUGGUACAUAUUGCUUAGAACAGCUGUACCUGCAGAAAAUGAAAAGGACUUUAAUGCAAACUAGUUUCCGGUCUGAAGGAGCCAUCCAAAGUUUGAGGUGCGAUGCUGCCUUUAUUAUUGGUUCCGGCAGAAAAAGCUUGAAUCAGAGAACGACGGCUUCCUGGGAUGGCCAAGUUGGGAUGGUGAGUGGACUCACAUACCCUGUAGCACACUGGCACUUGAUUGUGUCAAAUCUCACAAUUUUAAUAUCCUAUCUGUGUCCAGAUGAUGUGGGAUACCUGGCCAGUGUCCUGCUGAGAACUUUACCCAUGGGCAAAGCCCAGGAAGUCUCAAUAGAUGAAGAGGCAUACAUCACACUGGAAAAAAUAUCCAAAGCCUUCCUUCAUAGCCCUCUCUUUCCAGAGAUGCAGUCCCUUCAUUCUGCUUUCUUAACGUGCGUAACCACAAGUUGCUCCAGCAUUCUGUGUUCUGGUGCCCAGCGUGACUCAGGUCUUGUCAGUCAGCAGCUUCCCUGGCUUUUUGAAAAGGACCACAUGGUUGUGGGUCAUUGGGAAAACAGAUUUGCAAAAGCUGGACCCGAAGGUAUAGAACCUAGAGGAGAAAUUGCCCAGAACUUACUGUCCCUGGUCAAGAGUGACUUCCCUAUCCAGCUGGAGGGAGAGCAGUUGGAAAGCAUCCUGGGGCUUUUGGAAGUGAUUUCUGCCUUACAGCUGGACAGCCUCUUGCCACCCUAUCAUGUGCAUUAUUUUCUUGUGUUACUGUCCAUGGCCGUCACCAAACUAGGAUGCUCUUGCUCCUCCUCACUGGCUCUCAAGUUCUUGACGACUUGCUACCAACUUCUUGGUUACUUGCAAAAGGGGAAAAGUGCUCGCUCUGUGUUCAAGAUCAUGUAUGGUAGUGAUAUUUUUGAGGUUGUACUGACCUCAUUGUUCAGAGCUAGUAGUAGGUUCCUUAUUGAGAUGGAUGAUCCCGCUUGGCUGGAAUUCCUCCAAGUGAUAGGGACGUUCUUAGAGGAGCUAAUGCAGAUGCUCAUCCAAAUGAAGCUGAGCUUGGUGCUCAAUUUUAGAAAAAUCACCGCAUUCCUCUCUAGUUCCAAACCAUACACGGAGGCAGCUUCAAGCAAACAAUUAGAAAAUCAGAACCCCCAGGGCAGGCAGCUCCUUCUGGUGUCUUUAACCAGGUUGUGCCAUGUCCUGGGACCUUUCCUCAAAGAGCAGAAGCUGGGCCAAGAGGCCCCAGCAGCACUGUCUGAGCUGCUGCAGCAGGUUGUGCUGCAGACAGGAGCUGUGCUGCAGCUCUGCUCAGUGCCGGGGGCCCGGGGCUGGCGCCUUCCCUCGGUCCUCAUCUCAUCCGUCAGCACGCUCUUGGAAGCCGACCUGGGUCAGCACUGCAGGGAUGGAGGGGCCGACAUUUCCCAAGGAAGCGACAGGACGCUGCUCUCCCAUGUUGCCCUCUACCAGGGUGUUUACUCUCAGAUACUGUUGGAGUUGCCAGCUCUCGCGGGACAUGAUCAGUCUUUUCAGGCAGCCUUGCAGUUUUUGACUCUGUUCUUUUUGGCCCCAGAACUGCAUCCCAAAAAGGACUCCGUGUUUACCUCCAUGUUUCAUUCUGUGAGAAGAGUUCUUGCAGAUCCUGAAAUUCCUGUUCAGGUCACUCAGGAUAUUGAGCCUCAUUUGGGAGCCUUGUUCACCCAAAUGUUAGAGGUUGGGACGACAGAGGACUUGAGGCUGGUGAUGCAGUGUAUUCUCCAGGGACUGGAUGUCAGUAACAUGUGGAAAGCAGAUGUGCAGGCUGUUGUGUCAGCUGUUACACUGCUGAGGCUGCUACUGAACUGCCCACUCAGUGGAGAGAAAGCAAGUCUGUUGUGGCGUGCGUGUCCCCAGAUAGUCACAGCUUUAACACUCUUAAACCGAGAAGCUUCUCAGGAGCAGCCUGUGUCCCUCACAGUGGUCGGGCCUGUCUUAGAUGUCCUGGCUGCACUGCUGCGGCAGGGGGAGGAGGCCAUCGGCAACCCCCACCACGUCAGCCUGGCCUUCAGCAUCCUUCUCACUGUCCCUUUGGACCAUCUGAAGCCGCUGGAGUAUGGAAGCGUCUUCCCGAGGCUGCACAACGUGCUCUUCUCAAUCCUGCAGUGUCACCCUAAGGUAAUGCUGAAAGCCAUCCCUUCUUUCUUGAACUCUUUCAAUAGAUUGGUGUUUUCAGUUAUGCGGGAAGGGCGGCAGAAGGACAAAGGAAGCAUAGAUGACCUGCCUACGGUCCUAAAGUGUGCACGCCUGGUUGAAAGAAUGUACAGCCACAUCGCCGCACGAGCUGAGGAGUUUGCUGUGUUUUCCCCAUUUAUGGUGGCCCAGUACGUGUUGGAGGUACAGAAGGUGACCUUAUAUCCAGCUGUGAAAAGUCUGCUGCAGGAGGGCAUUUACCUCAUCCUGGACCUCUGCAUCGAGCCUGACGUCCAGUUCCUGCGGGCCUCGCUGCAGCCGGGAAUGAGAGACAUCUUUAAGGAGCUCUAUAAUGACUAUCUCAAGUACCACAAGGCCAAACAUGAAGGAGAGAAAAGAUAUACGGCCUAAGGCUAUGGGACAGAAGUGCCGCCAGUGACACUGUCCAGAGGCUUUGGCUGCAUGGUCUGAAAGAGCUGGAGAAUGAAAGACUUAAGAUGUUCUAAUUCGUAGUAUUGGUAUACAUAGAAAAUCCUUUGGGGUUUAUGUAGUAUAUUUUGAUGUAUUUUACAUCGUGUUUUUCUUACUAUUUUUUAAUACAUAGUUUUAUGCAGUAAGUAUUGCAAUAGAAUCCUGAAAAUUGACCCUGGGAUGAGAUUAAUUCAAUAGAAAAAUUGCUGACUCUUGGGACCUUUCUGUGUUUGGUUCUCGUCUUGGCUCAGUGGUUUGGUGUUCCCUCGUCUGCACUGGAAACUACAUAAAACUUGGCUUUUUACUUUGGGUACAUGGGCGUAUAAUUCAGCCCUGUUUAAAUAUACUUGCCUUUCAAAUUCUUCAAGUAACAUGGGAAGUAUUCUUGAAAUGUCACAUUUUCUGCCUUCCCUCUAAGUAUGCUUUCUGAAGAAGUCAGGGAAAGUUAGAGUCUGUGGCCUGAGGUGUCUGCUCUGGGUGGCGAUAGUGGGCACCUCAGGCAGGUCGGUGACGUUUAGCACAGGUGCCAGGGCUCCUGCCUGCUCCUCCUGUGUUAGCUCUGUGAAGUUCAUUUAGGAAUUUUUUUUUCCUAUGCAGUUUAAGAAAUAAUCCUAAUUGUUUUUUCUUAUUACCUAAGCAAUAUAUUUUUAUUAUAGCAACCUCAGAAAAGAAAAAUAAAAGGAUAAUUUAAAAAACUCAUUCAUAGUCUCAGUUACCCAGAUAACCUCGGUUGUCACCUUGGAGUAUCUUGUUGUAGUCCCUUUACUAUGUGUAUGUAUAUAGAUGUGCAUAUAAAUAUAUAUAGUAGCUAAAUUGGAUCAUAAAUGCAUUUUUUUAAAGUUA